Molecule: messenger RNA, 3253 nt
Organism: Vicia villosa (hairy vetch)
Lineage: Eukaryota; Viridiplantae; Streptophyta; Magnoliopsida; Fabales; Fabaceae
Product: G-type lectin S-receptor-like serine/threonine-protein kinase SD2-5
Exons: 1
Coding region: 375-2837 (820 amino acids)
Biological process (GO): protein phosphorylation
Molecular function (GO): protein serine/threonine kinase activity; ATP binding
Source: RefSeq, a predicted model, not a curated record
UUGAACCUCACCUCACCUCACCUCACCUCACCUCAUACACAAACAAUUUGCCAAGUGCCAGCCUUUCUAACCUGUAUUCAAUCACAUCAUAUAGUUCUCUAUUACCCUUCUUUUCAUUGCAACACUUUGCUUUCAAACUGUUGCUAAAGAUCCAUACCAAAUAUUCAACCAUGUCUUUCCUCACACUUCCUCAAACCCUCUUACCAAAAUCUUCCAUGUUCUUUCUUCAUUCAUUUCAUCAUGUGUCAAACCAACAAGACUCACUCAUCAUCAUGUUAAGGUAAGCCUUAGUUGGUCAAUUCAAGAGUCAACAAAGUUUCUUUUCAUCCUUGUCAAGGUAGAAACAUUCACCUUAAAAAGUUGUUUUUUAAACCAUGAAAAAACAUUGGACUUGGUUGUGUUUAUGUAUCCUACUUUGGUCUAAACUAGUUUUGGUUAUGGCUGGUAUUCAAUGGAUUGGAAAGAUCUCACCUGGAUUUGAAGGGUCACAGAUGAAUUGGAUUGAUAAGAAUGGAAAGUUUCUUGUCUCAAACACAAAACAAUAUGGUUUUGGCUUUGUCACAUCUUCAUACAACAACACAUUGUUCCAUCUUGCAAUAGUCCACAUGGAUAGCACCAAAAUCAUUUGGACUGCAAAUAGAGAAUCUCCUGUUUCAAGUUCUGAUAAAUUUGUGUUUGAUGAAAAGGGUAAUGUUUUUUUACAAAAAGGAAAGUUUUUGAUUUGGUCAACAAACACAAGUGACAUGAAGGUUUCAUCAAUGGAGUUACAAGAUAAUGGAAACUUGGUUUUGCUUGGAAAUGAUGACAGGAAUGUGAUUUGGCAAAGCUUUGAUCAUCCAACAGAUACUUUGUUGCCAAUGCAAAACUUCACCAAAGGAAUGAUACUUAUCAGUGAGCAAGAUUCUUCUAACAAUUUGAGUUAUGUGCUUGAGAUUGAAGCUCAUUCUGGUAAUGUUGUUCUUUCCAGUGGUUUACAAUCUCCACAAAGCUAUUGGUCUAUGCAGAAAGAUAUCCGAAGAGUCGUCAAUGAAAACGGCGAUGAUGUAGCUUUUGCAACUCUUGAUGCAAAUUCAUGGAAAUUCUAUGAUAAUGAGAGAUCUUUGUUGUGGCAAUUUAUCAUUUCUAAGGAUGAUGAUUCAAAUGCAACAUGGAUUGCAGUUUUGGGAAGUGAUGGAAUUAUUACUUUCACCAAUCUUCAAGUUAAAGGCUCAAUUGCUUCAUCAACAAGAAAAAUACCAGAAGAUCCUUGUAGUACACCACAGCCUUGUGGUUCUUACAAUGUAUGUUUUGGUGACAGAAAAUGUAGCUGUCCUUCUGUUCUUAGCUCUAGACCUAGUUGUCAACCGGGUUUUGUUUCGCCUUGUAACUCGGAAAAUUCUAUUGAGUUAGUGAAAGGUGAUGAUGGACUUGGUUACUUUGCACUUGAAUUUCUUCAACCUUCUUCGAAAACCGAUUUGAUUGGUUGCAAGAAUUCUUGUUGUGAAAAUUGUUCAUGUCUUGCUAUGUUCUUUCAUGGGAGUUCAGGUAACUGUUAUAUGUUGGAUAGGAUUGGAAGCUUUGUGAAAUCUGAUAAUGAUACUGAUUUUGUCUCUUACAUUAAAGUUUCGAGAGACAGAAGCACGGACACAGACACGGACAUUGCAGGGAGCGGAAACAAGAAUACGCAAGCAAUAGUUGUUGUGAUCAUUGUGAUAUUAACAUUGUUUGUCAUUUCUGGUAUGAUUUAUGUGGGACUAAAAUUCUUAAAGAAAAAGGAAAAUUCAUCCGAUUCUCCGAUCGAGAAUUCGGACGGCGAUGACGAUUUCUUGGAGAGUUUAACUAGUAUGCCGAUCCGUUUCAGCUACAACGAUCUAGAAACUGCGACGAAUAGCUUCGCGGUGAAGUUAGGUCAAGGUGGUUUCGGCUCGGUAUAUAAGGGAAGUCUUUCAGAUGGAACUCAAAUAGCUGUGAAAAAGUUAGAAGGAAUAGGUCAAGGGAAGAAAGAAUUUAGAGUUGAAGUUAGCAUUAUUGGAAGCAUUCAUCAUCAUCAUUUGGUAAGGCUUAAAGGGUUUUGUGCAGAAGCAUCACAUAAACUUCUUGUUUAUGAGUAUAUGGAAAAUGGUUCAUUAGAUAAAUGGAUAUUCAAAAAAAGAGAACAAUAUUUGGAUUGGAACACAAGGUACAACAUUGCACUAGGAACAGCUAAAGGACUAGCUUAUCUACAUGAAGAUUGUGAUUCAAAGAUUGUUCAUUGUGAUAUCAAACCAGAAAAUGUGCUCUUAGACAAUAAUUUCGAAGCCAAAGUAUCCGAUUUCGGUCUCGCGAAGCUCAUGAACCGCGAACAAAGCCAUGUUUUCACAACAAUGAGAGGGACAAGAGGGUACUUAGCACCAGAGUGGAUCACAAACUAUGCUAUAUCAGAGAAAAGUGAUGUUUAUAGCUAUGGAAUGGUGCUGUUAGAAAUUAUAGGUGGAAGGAAAAACUAUGAUGCUAGUGAAAAUUCGGAGAAAGCGCAUUUUCCUUCUUAUGCUUAUAAGAUGAUGGAACAAGGGAAGGUGGAGGAUUUGAUUGAUCCUGAAGUGAAAAUGGUUGAAAAUGAUGUGAGAGUUGAGAUUGCUUUGAAUGUUGCAUUUUUGUGUAUACAAGAAGAUAUGAGUUUGAGGCCUUCUAUGAAUAAAGUUGUGCAAAUGCUUGAGGGGUUAUGUGAUGUUCCUAAGGUGCCAAAAGGUUCUCCUUUAGGUUCUAAGUUUUAUUUGAAUUUGCUUAGACCUACAAGUGAGGUUGGAACUUCUUCAGAACCAUUAGAGGGGAAUAGUGAUGCAUAUCUCUCUGCUGUUAGACUUUCAGGACCAAGAUAAAAAGUAUAUGUGACAUUUUUUUUUAUUAUAACUAGUGUUUAUUUUUGUUUUUUCUUUGGUGUUGUUGAGGAAAUUCAAGUGUACAAAAGUUUAAUUAGUGUCAUCAAUUUUGGAAACAUAUGCAUUUGAAUUUUGACACCAAGAAGUGUAGUAAUAGAAGCUUUUAUAUUUUUUAAAAAUUACAUACAUUCAUCCGAGAUGAGAUAACCGGAUUAAGAACUUCAAUUUGAGAAUUAUACUCAAAUUUCACUUAUUUUUUUAAUGAGAUUCAAAUAUAUUUAAUAUGGACAAAGUUCCUUGACUUUAUUAAUUUUGUGAAGGAUGCAUUACAUGGAGUAUUUAUAGCACAAGUAAGGUAAGGUGUAUACACCAUAGCCCAAGUAUGCGAGUAUAGUAUAGAAAUUUAUAACCAACUC